Molecule: messenger RNA, 846 nt
Organism: Plasmodium vinckei vinckei
Lineage: Eukaryota; Apicomplexa; Aconoidasida; Haemosporida; Plasmodiidae
Product: vacuolar protein sorting-associated protein VTA1, putative
Exons: 7
Coding region: 1-846 (281 amino acids)
Biological process (GO): late endosome to vacuole transport via multivesicular body sorting pathway
Cellular component (GO): multivesicular body
Source: RefSeq, a predicted model, not a curated record
AUGGAGGAAAAUAAGGAAAUAAAUAAAAAGGAAACCAAACCAAAUAUGAAACAAAUUAAGUUUAUUUUAAAAAAAUCCGAAGAGCUUGAAAAAAAACAUUCAUUAGCUUCUUUCCUAUGCGUCCUCUACGUUUCCGAGCAGUUGAACGAUUAUGUAAAAAAUAAUUACAGUGAUACAGAGGCAAAAAAUCUUUUAUUAAACUGUGUGGAGAAAGCUGAACGGAUCAGACCAACUUUUGACUCUCUCGAUUAUAGCAAACUAGCUGAUUUGUGUAAACAAUUAUUUUUAGCAGCUGACAAAAAUGACCGAACUGAUGAAAUAACAAACAAAACAAUACAUAUGUUUUUCACUGCGCAAAUAUUUUAUGAAAUAUUAAAUCAUUUUCAAACAUUAAAUGAUGAUGAGAAAAAAAAAUAUUUAUAUGCUAAAUAUAAAACAAUUUAUAUAAAAAAAUGUUUUGAUAAUAGCAUAAAGCCUGAGCCUGGGUCUCCAAAACCAGAACGUGAAAAAGACCAAUCAGAAGAGUCAUAUGAGGAAAUGCCAAUAAAUCAAGAAGAAAAAAAAGAAGACAUACAAAAAGACCAAAGUGAUGAAGAACAAAUGUGGGUAAAAAACGAUAUUUGGGGUGAAGAAGAAAAUUAUUUAUCAUUUCCAAAAAAUGGAGAUUCAAAUUUGUUAUUUAACAAUACGGAUAAUAGUAAAAUAGGUGAAAACAAUAAAAAUGGGAAAAAUGUGGAUAUUUCUAAAAGCCUUAAGCAUUCUCAAUAUGCUACAAAUGCUUUAAUGUUCGAAGAUGUAGUUACAGCAAAGAAGGAGUUAAAACUUGCUUUGUCAUAUUUGGAAUAG